AUACAUCUUUAAAAAUAAUCGGUACUCAAAAUUCAAACUACACAAUAAAUGAGUUUGAUGUAAUGGAGAUGCAUAUAUCUCCAUUGCAUCCAACAAUUCCAGAAUACACAUUCUUUUCAAGCAUUCACAGAACAUUUUAAAAAAUUGACCAUAUAGCAGAAUAUAAAGGAUGUCUUAAGUAUAUAAAGAGAGAAAUUAUUUAGAGUAUGUUCUCUGAACUUAAUGAACCAAAAAAAUGUAUGAUAUAAUUAAAAAUAAAAUAAAUAAUAAAAACCUAGACUAUCCCCAUAUACUUGGAAGUGGUGGUGGUCCAGGUGAAAGGGUGAAAGGUAGAGGUAAAAAGGCCACUUUUUUGUUUUGCUUUAUGUAUUAGGGAUUGUUUGAAUCUUAUUUACGGAAAAGAUAUUCAACAGUACUUAAGCAAUAAAAAGAGCUCCUUGCUGGCACAGCAGAUUCUGCUCAGACACUUUCCUUUCCCCAUAAGGUGAAUUUUUUAAAAAUGCAUUUGUUAUUUUCAAUCCAGGGAUAAGCUGGAAGGAAUUCAUCUGCAGUCGUGCACAAACUUAGUUCAGGGUGUGUUCAAGCCCACCUCCACUACUCUGAGACUGAACUGACAAAACGGCGAAGAGUCUGUACUGCUUUAAGUGGAGCAGGUGUCUCAGUCCGCAGGUGGGGUCAUUUCCUGCCCUGUGAUAAAGCUGACCUGGGUGCACUUCUCCGUCACUCCUGCGGGCAGUGGAGCAGCUUCCCGAGGGCAUGAGGGAGUGCCUUUCCAUUCAUAUUGGCCAAGCUGGCAUCCAGAUUGGGGAUGCUUGCUGGGAACUCUAUUGUCUGGAACAUGGAAUUCAGCCGGAUGGCAUUGUUCUCAACAGUAAAAAGGAUCAGUUGGAAAGUGCUAGAAUGGAUAAUAUGGAUGCAUCUUUUGAUACCUUCUUUUGUGAGACAAGAGCUGGGAAGCAUGUGCCCAGAGCACUCUUCAUGGACCUGGAGCCAACUGUUAUAGGUAAUAUAAGGUGUGAAGCACACUGACCCUCUGGCAAGUACCCCUCCCUCUUCCACCCCGAGCAGCUCCUGAAUGGAAAGGAAGACGCUGCAAACCACUAUGCCCGAGGUCACUGUUCUGUGGGGUCAGGGAUCACUGACCUCGUGCUGCAGAGGAUCCGAAAGCUGGCGAAACAGUGCAGUGGGCUGCAGGGAUUUUUGAUUUUCCAAAGCUUUGGAGGAGGCAGCAGAUCAGGAUUUACAUCCCUCUUACUGGAACAGCUCUUGGCAGAAUAUGAGAGGAAGACGAAAUUGGAGUUUUCUGUCUACCCCCCCAGGAUCUCCAGUGAUGUCAUAGAGCCUUACAACUCUAUCCUCACCACCCCCUUCACCACAGAGCACUCGGACUGCACCUUCAUGGUGCACAAUGAGGCGAUCUAUGACAUUUGCCAUCAUAAACUUGGUGCUGGAUGCCCCUCUUAUGCCAGCAUUAAUAGGCUAGGUCAGGUGGUAUCUUCCAUCACGGCUUCCCUACGAUUUGAAGGGCCCUUGAAUGUGGACCUAAUUGAAUUCCAGACUAACCUAGUACCUUAUCUGAGAAUACAUUUCCCCAUGACAACCUCUGCUCCCAUCAUCUCUGCUGACAGUGCCUACCAUGAGGAGUUCUCUGUGUCAGACAUCACUGCUGCUUGCUUUGAGUCAUCCAACCAGCUGGUCAAGUGUGAUCCUCGCUUGGGGAAGUAUAUGGCCUGCUGCCUACUCUACAGAGGAGAUGUGGUCCCUAAGGAUGUGAAUGCAGCAGUUGCAGCCAUCAAGUCAAGGAAUUCUAUGCAGUUUGUAGAUUGGUGCCCCACUGGUUUCAAGGUAGGCAUCAACCCUCAGCCCCCCAUGGUGAUGCCAGGGGGAGUACUGGCCAAG
Molecule: messenger RNA, 1899 nt
Organism: Manis javanica (Malayan pangolin)
Lineage: Eukaryota; Metazoa; Chordata; Mammalia; Pholidota; Manidae
Source: RefSeq, a predicted model, not a curated record